This is a messenger RNA of Ambispora leptoticha, 569 nucleotides long. The record is from the annotation of a GenBank genome assembly. NCBI's taxonomy places the organism in Eukaryota, Fungi, Glomeromycota, Glomeromycetes, Archaeosporales, Ambisporaceae.
AAUUAUCUGUCACAUCAUGGUUUAUCAAACCUACAACACUAUUCGGACUUCGAGCAUUAUUUACAAUUUAUAGUGUUGUCGUGUUAUGUUUGUUGUUUAGAGACGAACCUAACGUAUAUUUCUUUCAUUACUUCUCGAAUUGGUGUUAUAUAGGAUUAGUAGCUUAUUUCAUAUUAGCUGCUUUCUACUCGAAAAGAUAUUUGGAUAAUGGUGAAGUAAGAUUACCGACAUACUUGAAUAAUUUGUUUUGGAUAUUAUAUCAUACAAUAUGUCAUUACCAAAAUAUCAGAGCACGGUAUAAGCGUGAUAAUGAUGUUCAUAGAAAUGAGUAUGAAUCGUCAAAUAUUUGUAUGGCCGAUUUUAUUGAUCACGAUUGGAUUACAGUAUAUCAUUACUGGGUAUACCCGUUUUUAUCUUGGGAUAACGGACCAAUUGCGGCAGUUUGGUAUGUCGGUCUAUUUAUAUUUUUCAUUCUUGCCUAUGUGGUUCAGUUUGGAUUACAUAAAUUGAGAGAUACGAUUGGAAGCCGACUAAACAAGAAAACAUUUGAAAAUGCCGAUGAUGUUUGA